UGGAACAUAAAAGCAGGUUGAGAUGAAAGUAUGGAUUUAGGGAAAAGAAGUGCAGGGUUAUCUAGACUGCAAAGAUCUGAGUGACCACUAGUUAACAGCAAGAAUUUGGCAAGUUAUAGUUCUUUGCUGCUUUCUGGUGCUUUUAUGUUUUUGCAACCCCCCAAAAUGACUUCAAAGUUACUGCAAAAGAGGUGUUAGGCAAGUCUCCUUGAGGAGAGCAGUCCGAAGUCAACAUUUCUUAGCAUAUCUUAAAUGGUAAAAAAAGUAAAUUUUCAAAUAAUAUUGACUCAGGCUGUCUCUACAGGCUAAAUUCAGCAAUAGGAAACAAUCCAGAAGCUACAAAGGGAGAUGAAAACAUCAAUAGGUUGCUAUUAGUUUGGUUUAGAUCUAAAGUGGGCAAGAGUGCUUUGAAUCCACAUCUUCGUAAAAUGUUUUUAUGGUGCUCACUCCCAGCCACUUUCUGGAAAACUGAAGUGAUUGCAACACAUUUAUUGAUUAUGUGCCAUUAAGUAGUUUUUGACUCCUAGCAACCAUAUAGAUAGAUUUUCUCCAUAAUGAUCUAUCCCUAACCUGUUCUUUCAGGUCGCAUGAAUGAUGGUGCACUCAUCACUAUCUGAGUCCAUCCACCUCUGGUUAUCCUUUUCUUUCCUUCUACCUUUCCCAGCAUCAGAUCCUUUUCCAGGCUUCACAUAAUGUGUCUGAAGUAGAGUAAUUUGAACAUGGUUAAUUGUGCCUCCAGUGAGAACUUGGAUUGAUUUGUUCAAUGAGCCAUUGAUUUGUUUUCUUGGCUGUCCAUAAUAUUCUCAGGAGUCUUUUUCCAAUACCAAAGUUCAAAAAUGUCAAUACCUCUUCCUAUCCUGCUUUGUCAAAAUCCAGCUUGCAUUUCUAUGGAGUGUCAUAGGAAAUAUAUGGCUUGCAAGAUUCUAAUCUCUGUAGGUAUAGACAGAUCACAGGAUUUGAAAACGUUUUCUUCAUGUUUACCAAAUGCUUGUUUAUUUGUUCCUUUAUUGUUGAUCGUUGAUCCUAAAAGAAGCUUCCAUCACCUCAGUAUCUUUAGUCUCAAUUCUGAGGGUGGUUUUGCCCGUUGUUAUUAGCUUGCUCUCCUUUAUAUUUUAGUCCAGUUUUUCCCACAAUACUCAUUGACUUUUAGUACUAGAGCUUACAGAUACUUUGCAUUUUCAGUUAUCAGGGUAGUGUUAUCAGCAUAUUUCAGGUUACUGAUGUUUCUUUCUCCUAUUUUAAAAUCACGCUUAUCUUCUUCCUAUCCAGCUUCCCUUAAUGUAGAUUCUUCAAAUAGGUUGAAUAAACAAGGAGAGAAUAUGCAAUCUUGUCACACUCCUUUGCCAAUCUAGAGCCAGCAUAUUUCACCAUCUUCCAUCUAUACUGUAGCUUCCUGAUCUGUAUAGAACAUGAGGAUAAUGAGAAGUUCUGGGAUUUCCACUUUUCUGAGCACUUUCUAUAGCUUGAUGUAAUCAAUAUAAUCCAAGCUUUUUCCAUAAUUGAUGAGUUUUCUUUAUUAUUCUUUGGCUUUCUCAAUUAUCCAGAUUGCAUCAGUAAUGUUUCAUAUUCUUUGGCCGUUUCUAAAGCUAGCUUGACCAACUGGUACUUCUUUUUCCAGGUAGGGCUCUAAUCUGUGCUGAAUGAUCCCAAGCAUUCGUUUGCUAGCAUGUGAAGUUAAGAAUGUUGCAUGAGUUUACGUGCUCUGUUAAGUCUCUUUAUCUUGGUAUUGGAAUGUAGAUUGACUUCUUCCAAUUUGUUGGCCAUGGUGUUAUUCUCUAGUUUUGCUGGCAUGACUUGGUUAGAACUAUCACUGAUUCUUCUUCUGUUGCUUGCUAUAUUUCAGUGGGAUUCCAUAAGUUUCUCUAUUAUCACGUUUUGACUUGAUAAUGGCCAGAGCACUGAUCUAACAUCUAGUAGUAGAUGUUUUUGUAAAGAAGGAAUAUUUUAUAAGGUAUUUCAGAUGCUGAAAUAUUCUUCUAUAUAGUGUUUCAGUAUACCCCUUCCAACUUCCUUUGAUCUCCUUUGGUUUCUGGCUGUCCAUUGACUUCUUUAGCACUACCAAUUUGAGAUUAGGACUUUCCUCUGAGUUCAGAAAUCUUUUCAAAGACUUUUUUCCAUCUCUAGUGUCUUGUGUCUUCUAACAACUCUCUGAAAAUCUUUGUUAAGCUCUUUUCUGAGGCUUUUUGUUGAUCUUGGCUUUGGCUUCUCUACUUGGCAAUUUCCAGAGUUUGUUCUAACAUCCAGUUUGCUUUCUUCUCUUUCUACGUUUUGGCCGUCUCGUUUGACAUUCGUCCUUAAUAACUUAUUUGAACUUCAUUCCAUAAUUCCUAUGGUUCUCUAUCAGUGAAGAUCAAGAUUUCAAAGUGAUUUCUGAUGUUCUUGAAAAUGGUUUUCCUAAUGUAAAGCUUAGCAACAAAGAUGGAGGUGCUGCAGUGUGACGGCUGUGAUUUUCGAGCACCUUCCUAUGAAGAUCUUAAAGCUCACAUCCAAGAUGUUCAUACUGCAUUUUUGCAGCCCACUGAUGUUGCUGAAGAAACUCCUAGCCCAUCGAGAUUUGGUUCCAUGAACAGUGACCAGGCUGAGGUGGAGUAUUCUUUGGUAAAAGAUGAAUUUGCAGUGGCAGAUGGGAUGGCAGGGCAAAAUGCAGCUCAGCUGGGAACUGGCAAUUACUAUAGCCAUAGCCAGGGUUAUUAUGGCCAACAUAUGCUCUCCAAAUCAGCAAGCAAGUUUUUCCAGUGUAAAUACUGUGUACGUUAUUUCCGAUCCAAAAACCUCCUCAUAGAACAUACCCGGAAAGUCCAUGGUGCUCAGACUGGAAGCUCUCCAACUGGAUCCACUAGUGCUGGUUCCUUAAACUACAACAUCAUGAUGCACGAAGGCUUUGGGAAGGUAUUUUCGUGCCAGUUCUGCACCUACAAAUCUCCAAGACGUGCACGGAUUAUAAAACAUCAGAAGAUGUACCACAAAAACAGCCUGAAGGAGAGCUCAACCCCUCCUGCUUCUUCAGCUGCUAUAUCUGAAUCAACCUCUACGUCUGUCUCGAUGCAGGAUUCGUGCAAGGAGCUUCCAGCUGAAGUUGUUGAGCGUAGUAUUUUGGAGUCUAUGGUCAAGCCUUUAACCAAAUCAAGAGGCAACUUCUGCUGUGAAUGGUGUACCUACCAGACACCCCGAAGAGAACGUUGGUGUGAUCAUAUGAUGAAGAAGCACCGAAGCAUGGUGAAAAUACUGUCCAACCUGAGGCAGCAACAGGAUGGGACCAAUAUGUCAGAUGUUGUAAACAAGAGUCCCCCAAGCCCUCCCCCAAACUCUAACUAUAUACCCAUGAAUGCUUCUGGGCGAGAGAUGCCCAACGCAACUGUCCCAAACUACAGGAGUUCAGUAAACAAUUCUCUUAUCAGGUCCAACGCCUCUUCAAAAUUUUCCUCUGCUUCCUAUUCUCAGAUGAAACAUAAAGCUCCUCACAACUCGGGCAUUGUUAAUUUGUCUGACCGAUCUCGUUAUGGGGUUGGUGACAUGACAAAUUCUACUGAUCUGGAUACCAACAGCAUGUUGAAUGACUCCAGUUCGGACGAUGAGCUCAAUGAAUUAGACAGCGAGAAUGGGUUGAACUCUAUGGAUCACCAAAGCUCGGGACUAACUGCUGAGCAGCUGAUGGGAUCUGAGGGCCACAAGUUACUGGAAACCAAGGGGAUCCCCUUUAGGAGGUUUAUGAAUAGGUUCCAGUGCCCUUUCUGCCCUUUCCUUACCAUGCAUCGGCGAAGCAUUUCCCGCCACAUUGAAAACAUCCACCUCUCUGGAAAGACGGCCGUCUACAAAUGUGAUGAAUGUCCUUUCACCUGCAAGAGCUCUUUCAAGCUUGGUGCUCAUAAGCAGUGUCACACUGGUGCAGCAUCGGACUGGGAUGCCGUGAAUUCCCAAACUGAAAGUAUAGCUUCUUCUUUAAACGAAAGUACCGUAUCCUAUGAAGGGGGAAACAUAAACGGCAGGAAAUCCGGCGGGAUCAUGGAUUCCAUGCAGCAGCAGCAACAGUCUCCGCAGUCCAAUUCACAGCACCCGUAUAAAUGCACCAUGUGCAAUUAUUCCACCACGACUUUGAAAGGUCUUCGGGUUCAUCAGCAGCACAAGCACUCGUUUUGCGAUAACUUGCCAAAAUACGAGAGCCCAUCAGCAAAUACUCUGCAAGACAGCGAGCCCGAUGCUCAUGCUUCUCCCAGCACUGUGAAGAAAAGCCAGACCUCAAUUCUUGGACUGUCUUCUAAAAACAACUUUGUAGCAAAAGCCUCCAGGAAGAUGUCCAAUGACUUUCCCUUAGAUCUGUCCCCAGUCAAGAAAAGAACCAGAAUUGAUGAGAUUGCCAGUAAUUUGCAAAGCAAAAUCAAUCAGAACAAGCAGCAGGAAGAUGCGGUCAUUAAUGUGGAGGAUGAUGAAGAGGAAGAGGAUGACAAUGAAGUGGAAAUAGAAGUAGAACUGGACAAGGAAGAAGAACAAACAGAACCACUGAUGGAAAUAGCGGCAUUUGCUUCCCAGCAGAUAUGGGGAAGAGACACAGGUGAUCUUCAGAAAGAGCCCAACUACAGGAAUAUCCCCCAUGAUUACAGCUCCACCAAUGGGGCAGAAAUUGAGCUAACUAUAUCUGAGGAUGAGGAAGAAUAUUAUUGUUCUUCGGUGGGUUUGAAGGACCCAGGACUGAAUUCAUCUAUUCUAGGCAGCCAGGUAAGCCUAUAUGGAUCUGAUCAAAACAAUGAGAAUUCAGAUUUUGGUGAUUCUGGAAGGCUUUAUUAUUGUAAACACUGUGAUUUCAGCAACAAAUCUGCCAGGAGUGUUAGCACUCACUACCAACGGAUGCAUCCCUACAUUAAAUUCAGCUUUAGGUAUAUUCUUGAUCCCAACGACCACAGUGCAGUGUAUAGGUGUCUUGAAUGUUACAUUGAUUAUACAAACUUUGAAGAUCUGCAACAGCAUUAUGGGGAGCAUCACCCAGAAGCCAUGAAUGUAUUAAAUUUCGAUCAUUCAGAUUUGAUCUAUCGCUGUCGCUUCUGCUCUUACACCAGCCCCAAUGUUAGGAGCCUAAUGCCGCACUACCAAAGAAUGCAUCCGACUGUGAAAAUUAACAAUGCCAUGAUAUUCUCAAGUUACGUAGUGGAGCAACAAGAAGGGUUAAGCUCAGAAUCGCAAACGCUGAGAGAGAUACUGAACUCUGCUCCAAAAAACCUGUCCACUUCGACCCCAGUUGCACGUGGGACUCAUGGUAUACCUGCUGCUUUUAACAAAAGUUCUUCAAAGGGCAAUAGCCCCGAAUCUGAAAGCCAAAAAGAGUCAACAGUCAACAGUGUUGUCGUUUAUGAUUGUGAUGUCUGCUCCUUUGCAAGUCCCAACAUGCAUUCCGUCUUAGUGCAUUACCAGAAGAAACAUCCCGAUGAGAAGGCUUCGUAUUUUAGGAUUCAAAAAACAAUGCGUGUGGUGUCAGUAGAGAGGGGGUCUGCCCUGGCUCAGAUGGCUUAUGAACUGGGGUCACCUGGCUCUCCCAAAAUGUCACCGUUACCACCUCCACCACCUCCAGACCUUACCACGGAGCUUUACUACUGCAAACAUUGCUCUUACAGCAACCGGUCAGUGGUUGGGGUACUAGUGCACUACCAGAAAAGGCACCCAGAGAUAAAAGUGACUGCCAAAUACAUUAGGCAGGCACCCCCGACUGCAGCAAUGAUGAGAGCUGGUGGAGAGAUAUCUCCUGGUGUUCGUAGACCUGCCGUUUCUAUGCAGCACCUGAACAGGGACGGCUCUGAUGGUACUGUAGCUCCAGCAGAGAAUGAGAUGUUCUUCUGCCAGCACUGUGAUUAUGGAAACCGGACUGUAAAAGGGGUCCUUAUUCAUUACCAAAAGAAGCAUCGUGAUUUCAAAGCCAAUGCAGAUGUAAUUAGGCAACACACCGCCACCAUCAGGAGCCUCUGUGACCGGGGUCAGAAAAAUUCCCCUGGUGGCUUACAAAUUCCUACUUCUGGUUCCGAGCAAGAAAGGGCUAAGUUAAGAGCUCUCAAAUGCAGGCAGUGCUCUUAUACAUCUCCUUAUUUCUACGCAUUGCGGAAGCACAUUAAAAAGGACCAUCCAAGCUUGAAGGCUACUGUCACAUCUAUUUUGAGGUGGGCAUUUUUGGAUGGUUUAAUAGAAGCUGGAUAUCACUGUGAAUGGUGUAUCUAUUCUCACGCGGAGCCCAGUGGCCUGCUUGUGCAUUACCAAAGGCGACAUCCUGAACAUUACGUUGAUUACACAUAUAUGGCAACAAAACUCUGGGCAGGGCCAGAUCCUUCACCCCCAGCCUUACUAAUACCAUCAGAAAUGAAAAUAUAUAGGUGCAGAGACUGUAUUUUUGAAGCCUCUUCCAUUUGGGAUAUCACUAAUCACUACCAAGCUUUUCACCCUUGGGCUAUGAAUGGAGAUGAAUCGGUGUUACUAGAUAUUAUCAAGGAAAAAGAUGCUGUUGAUAAAAUGAACCCAGUAUCUGAUGGUAUUGGUGCCAGAAUAAUUUCAGAGGAUCAUUUAGGAUUGCCACAAGGGGACCCAGAUACGGAAUAUGCAGAAGAGUCAAACCUUAUCCAAGAUAAAGCUCUUCAGCUCACCUCUGUGAAUCCUGCAAUAUCCUCUACGCCGUACCAGUGUACAGUCUGCCAGUCUGAAUAUAACAAUUUGCAUGGACUUCUCACCCAUUAUGGAAAAAAACAUCCCGGGAUGAAAGUUAAAGCUGCAGAUUUUGCACAAGACAUUGAUAUUAAUCCAGGAGCGGUGUACAAAUGUAGGCAUUGUCCUUACAUUAACACACGCAUUCAUGGCGUUCUUACCCAUUACCAGAAGAGACAUCCUUCUGUGAAGGUUACGGCAGAAGAUUUUGUGCAUGAUGUGGAGCAACCCGCUGAUAUGAGCCAGAAUGACGUGGAGGAAACGAGCAGGAUUUUCAAGCAAGGGUAUGGUGCUUACAGGUGUAAAUUGUGCCCCUACACGCAUGGCACUUUGGAGAAGCUCAAAAUUCAUUAUGAGAAAUACCAUAACCAGCCUGAAUUUGAUGUAUUUGCACAGUCUCCUCCAAAAUUCCCUGCCUCCAUGGAGCCCGAAGUUCUUGCUGAAAUUAAGCCCUCCCCUGAGAUGGUCCCAGAAGAUCUCCUGGGGGACGAUUCACUACCAUCAUCCCACUUCUCUAGUUCCCAUUUGGUUUCUCAUACUGUGUUCCGCUGCCAACUUUGUAAGUAUUUUUGUUCUACCCGAAAAGGGAUAGCUAGGCACUACCGAAUAAAACACAACAAUGUUCGGGCACAGCCAGAAGGCAAGAACAACCUGUUUAAAUGUGCCCUGUGUUCCUACACAAACCCUAUUCGUAAAGGUCUGGCUGCGCAUUACCAGAAGCGGCACGACAUUGAUGCUUACUACACACAUUGCUUAGCAGCCUCAAGGACUAUAAGCGACAAACCCAACAAAGUGAUCAUCCCCUCACCCCCCAAGGAGGACUCUCCUCAGCUAAGUGAGGAACUGAGAAGGGCAGUGGAGAAGAAGAAAUGCUCCCUCUGCUCCUUCCAGUCCUUCAGCAAAAAAGGCAUAGUUUCCCACUACAUGAAACGCCAUCCUGGAGUAUUCCCCAAGAAACAGCACGCCAGCAAGCUUGGGGGUUACUUCACUGCGGUGUACGCGGACGAGUAUGAAAAGCAGCAGCCUCCCCCGGAAGAGAGGAAUGAUUUUGAGAAGCCCGAAGUGGAGGUGGAGGCUCCAGAGAUGGAGUGGCUUCCCUUCCGGUGCGUCAAAUGCUUUAAGCUGUCCUUCAGCACGGCCGAGCUGCUCUGCAUGCAUUACACUGACCACCACAGCAAGGACCUGAAGAGGGAUUUUACCAUCCUGGGAAGUGGGGCCCGUUUCCAAUGCAGGCACUGUGACAGUAAGCUGCAAACCCUGGCGGAGCUGACCACCCACUUGAACGGCCACAAUGAGGAAUUCCAGAAACGUGCCAAACGCCAAGAGAGGAGGAAGCAGCUUCUGAGCAAGCAGAAAUAUGCGGAUGGUGCUUUCGUAGAUUUCAAAGCAGAGAGGCCUUUUGGCAGCUUGGAAGAAGUUUCGAAAUUGAAAGAGAGGAAAGUUGUAGGAUACAAAUGUAAGUUCUGUGUCGAAGUUCAUCCAACUCUCCGAGCCAUCUGCAAUCAUCUUCGUAAGCAUGUGCAGUAUGGGAAUGGUUCUUCAGUCUCUACUGGAGUCAAACAGGAAGCUGAAGAUCCUUCACAUGCAGCUUUCUUGGAGGGUAUUGAGGGAGCCAAAGACCAUAUGGCCACUAUGGAACUUGCAGAAGCUGAAUCUGGACCAUCACUGGAAGAUGAAACCAGACCUGGUGGCUACCAUUGCAGCCAGUGUGAUCGGGUUUUGAUGUCUAUGCAGGGUCUACGAUCGCACGAGAGGAGUCACUUGGCCCUGGCCAUGUUUACUCGUGAAGACAAGUACAGCUGCCAGUACUGUUCCUUUGUUUCUGCAUUCAGGCACAACCCUUCAGGAGACUCAAAUCUACUCUUCUGGCAGAGUUUGGAUCGCCAUAUGCAAGCACACCAUGGACAUCACAAACCAUUCCGCUGCAAACUCUGCCCUUUCAAGUCCUCCUAUAAUAGCCGGCUGAAAACGCACCUCCUCAAAGUCCAUGCUGGUGAACAUGCGUACAAAUGUUCCUCCUGUUCAUUUUCCACCAUGACAAUCAGCCAGCUAAAAGAGCACUCCCUGAAAGUGCAUGGGAAGGCAUUGACACUACCAAGACCACGAAUUAUCGGCCUUGUAACCUCGCAUGCCUCCAAGAACCACACUACUGCUGAAGAAGCGGAAGACUCGAAUGAUGCUUACUCAUCAGUCUUGGGGAGCUGGGGGGAAUGUUGGAACCCCAUCUUGAUGCAUGUGCAGAGGGCCAGGCUUCCUUCCAAAAGUCUUUGCUGUAGAAGAAGAAUCACAGUUAGAGAUUCUUCUUAUUCAGAACCUCCAGAUGUCCAGCAACAACUGAACCACUAUCAGUCCGCAGCCUUGGCAAGGAAUAAUAACAACAUUAGCCCUGUCCCACUUUCUGGAGGAGACCAGAAAGCUGAAGCCAUCCUUAACUGUGAAUUUUGUGAAUUCACUUCGGGUUACAUACAGAGCAUUCGGCGUCAUUAUCGUGACAAGCACGGCGGGAAGAAGUUGUUCAAGUGCAAAGACUGUUCAUUUUACACAGGCUUUAAAUCUGCUUUUACUAUGCAUGUGGAAGCUGGGCAUUCAGCAGUUCCCGAGGAAGGACCCAAAGAUCUCCGUUGUCCUCUCUGUCUCUACCACACCAAAUAUAAACGGAACAUGAUCGACCAUAUUGUCCUUCAUAGAGAAGAGCGAGUGGUUCCCAUAGAAGUUUGCCGUUCCAAGCUGUCCAAAUAUUUACAGGGAGUCGUUUUCCGCUGUGACAAGUGCACCUUCACCUGUUCCAGCGAUGAGAGUCUACAGCAACACAUAGAGAAGCACAAUGAGCUGAGACCUUACAAAUGCCAACUCUGCUACUACGAGACCAAGCACACGGAUGAGCUCGAUGCUCACCUUCGCGAUGAACAUAAGGUGAGUCGCAAUUUUGAGCUGGUUGGACGGGUUAACUUAGAUCAGUUGGAGCAAAUGAAAGGAAAAGAGGAGAGCUCCAGCAGUGAUGAGGAAGAAAAGGAUGAGGAGAUGAACCCCGAGACAGAAGAGAGAGGGGACAUGAGGUUUUCAGAAAACGGUCCUCCUGAAAAACGCUUCCCCUGUGAAUUUUGCGGGCGAACGUUUGCUGAAGGUUCUGAUUGGGAGCGGCAUGUACUGAGACAUGGCAUGGCAAUGAAUGAAACCAACCGGGUCAUCAGUGAGGAAAGCCAGGCCAAAGAGAACGCGGAAGAGACGGUUAAGGUACCCUUGGCAGAAGAAAUGGAAAGCAGCCUGAAGAGACUGGGGGACUUUCCCCACCAGAACGAAGCUGCCAUCUGUGUCGCUGCUGCUGCUGCUGCUGCUGCUACUGCUGCUGCUUCUGAUAAUAAAUCACUCCCAGAGAUGGCAGAGGUCAAAAGUGAAUGAGCACCUGGUGUGAUUUCCGACAACCUACUUGAACAGUGAUGAAUGGGGAGGGGGCGGGCAGGGGGACAAGGAAGAAUCAAAGCUGCUUUUAGGACUGAAUGAUCUAUUUUCAAAGCACUGGUACCUGUGUGUGGGUGUGUGUGCGGGUGUGUGCGGGCGUGCGUGGGCGUGUGUCUGUAUAUAGAUUAAAUUUAUUUAAUUGAGGACGGUGGGAUCCAUGGCUCCAUGACACCCGCACGACUCUUCUGGAUCUCGACAACGGGGAAGUUACACGGUCAUAACGUUGGACUCGCGAGAAUCGAAUUCCCAGAUGUGUCUUGCAUUAUUUUGCCUUUGUGCUCCGCCGCUGGAGACUUCGGGGUCCUUUUGGCGAGAGAGGCGUCUCAAGGAUGGAAGAAUGCAGGGGACAAACGUUCCGUGCCCAUCUUUGGGGCACUCUUUUUUUUUUUCUUUUCUAGUUUUAAUAUACAUACUACGCUUUUCCAGAGUGACAAAAAAAACAAAAAACCAAGAAAAAAGAAAAGAAAGUUAAAGACUGCUUUGGCUUAAAACAGUCACCUGUUUCCUAGUACCUCAGAAUUAACCAAGGGAAAUUAAAAAUGAAAAAAAAAAACACAAAACAAAUCUCUGCAUUUGUGAGUACUACCUGUUGUCAUUGUGGUUAAAUAUAUAUAGAAAGACAGACUGCUGGGCAAGAUGGUGAAUGGAAGAAAAACCACAAAGUUUUAAAGAGAAAAACACACACAAAAAAACAAAAACAAAAUUGUGCUCAAAAAUCCCUGUGGGGGGUUUAUUUCUUAAAAUACUGUGAUUUUUUUAAUUAUUUUAGUAAAAAAACAAAACAAAAAAGAGAGAAUUCCUAGAUACCUGUCUGUGACUUGUCAUCUUUUAUUCCAGGUAAGCUGUUUGUUAGCGUUCAGCUAUGAUUUUAGGGCGUUGGGUUGCUUGGUUGGUUGGCUUUUUUUUUCUUUUUUAAGACUCAUGUGAUUGACUCUGUGCCGUUCUUGUUUGCCCCAUGUCUACGUUGGCUCAGCCUGUGGGAUUACAAUACAGCACAAUUAUUUUUUUUUCCAUGUAAAGUAAUGUCCCCGCCACCACCCCGCAUUUCUCCGUUGCUCUCUCAUCCAAUGAGAUAGGGCUGGGAAGGAGAAGUAGUUCUUGUGAAUAGAUGAUGAUGAUGAUUGAUGAUGAUUUAGUUUUAAACAUGUGGAGAUAUCAAAGAAGGUAACUUUUUUAAAGAAACUCAAAAACAAAAAAACCCUUUUAACUAAAGAACCAAACUUACAGCACAGCUAUGCAGAUUGUGGACCCAUCCAAGAGUCCUCAGAAUCAUUCUGUUGCUCGUCCAAUUGAACAUUUUUUCACUGGUUAUUAUUUUGGUUACUUAAGAAUGGUUGCCUUUUUUUAAAAAAUGUGGUGUCUCGUUUUGGUACAAGGAGGGUCGGAGGGGGAGGGAAUCGAUAACCACAUAGUUCUAAAGUUCAGGUAACCCAGUUUUGCAAUAUUAGGAGCCUAGAGAUCUACAUUUUAUGGACUUCAAGGAGGGAGAAAAUUCAUUGCGCCACCUCGCAUUCUUCACAUGAGGGGGAACAGCAGAGCCUAAACAGGAAUAGAAGUUGUGUUUUUGAGUUCC
Molecule: messenger RNA, 11707 nt
Organism: Pseudonaja textilis
Lineage: Eukaryota; Metazoa; Chordata; Lepidosauria; Squamata; Elapidae
Source: RefSeq, a predicted model, not a curated record